Messenger RNA from Pseudophryne corroboree (corroboree frog), 726 nucleotides. Its product is annotated as troponin C, slow skeletal and cardiac muscles-like. The record is from RefSeq and is a predicted model, not a curated record. Gene Ontology annotation, cellular component: myosin II complex. NCBI's taxonomy places the organism in Eukaryota, Metazoa, Chordata, Amphibia, Anura, Myobatrachidae. The transcript has 6 exons. The coding region runs from base 119 to 604 and encodes 161 amino acids. Gene Ontology annotation, molecular function: calcium ion binding.
GAUCACCAGUGAGAGGCACUCUAAGAUUCUUCCUGUGUCCUAUAUAUAAGCUAAGCCCUAAAUUGUCAUUUAAAUCAUCCGUUUCACCUCUACAGGACGCUUACCAACCUCACACAUCAUGGAUGAUAUUUACAAAGCAGCUGUUGAGCAACUUACAGAGGAGCAGAAAAAUGAAUUCAGAGCAGCCUUUGACAUCUUUGUUCAAGGCGCAGAAGAUGGAUGCAUCAGUACAAAGGAGCUGGGGAAAGUAAUGAGAAUGCUUGGCCAGAGCCCAACCCCUGAGGAGCUACAGGAGAUGAUAGAUGAGGUGGAUGAAGAUGGUAGUGGAACUGUAGACUUUGAUGAGUUCUUGGUUAUGAUGGUCCGGUGUAUGAAAGAUGACAGCAAAGGAAAAUCAGAAGAGGAAUUAGCAGACCUUUUCCGCAUGUUUGACAAGAAUGCAGAUGGAUAUAUUGACCUAGAGGAGCUGAAAAACAUGUUAGAAGCAACUGGUGAAACAAUCACAGAUGAUGAUCUUGAGGAACUCAUGAGAGAUGGGGAUAAAAAUAAUGAUGACAGAAUUGAUUAUGAUGAAUUCCUGGAGUUUAUGAAAGGUGUGGAAUAAACGAAGAUUACGUCUGACCAUCCCCUGAUUCCCUUAAUUAAAUAAUAAGUAUAUUUUCAACACAAUUGAAAAAAAUAUAUAUUCUCAUGAAAUUAAAGAAAAGACAUUUUUGCACCAAAAAA